CACGACCAUACUGGAACUACUAGUAGUGGAUUUCAGAAUGUACCUUAAAUUGAUUAAUUAUAAGAGACUCAGUGCAAUCUUAACUGUUUAAUCAUAAUUGUUGAAUUACUUGUUAAAAUCAAUGCAUAUGGAAAUGUAUGUUUCGCCUAUUAUUACUUGGUUUCCUCUCUAUAUUAAUCUUUGAGAAGAAUGUUUAUGCUGGUUUCCGUAGUGGUCGAUUAAACAUGGCGGCUCUCAAAGAAGUCGUUUUGCUAUAUCAAACUUUAAAGCAAGAAUGGACAAAAAGUCCGUGCAAUUUGAAGAAAUGUGGGGAUCUGCUAGGCCAGUUAAAGGUUGGUCUCACCCAUCUAAUGUUCUUACCUACCUCAAAUAGCACAGCAUCUCAAAAAGAAUUAUUAAUUGCUCGUGAUAUACUUGAAAUUGGAGCACAAUGGAGCAUUGCCACAGAAGAUAUACCUUCAUUUGAGCGGUACAUGGCCCAGCUGAAGUGUUACUAUUUUGAUUACAAGACAGAAUUGCCUGAAUCAGCUUAUAAAUAUCAGCUGCUUGGCUUGAACCUUCUAUUUCUACUCUCUCAAAAUCGUGUAGCUGAAUUUCACACAGAACUGGAACUUCUACCAUCUGAUCAGAUCCAGUCUAAUGUAUACAUCCGGCAUCCCCUAAGCCUUGAGCAGUAUCUUAUGGAAGGAUCAUAUAACAAAAUUUUCUUGGCUAAAGGAAAUGUACCAGCAGCUUCGUAUAACUUUUUCAUAGACAUCUUGUUGAAUACUAUUCGUGAUGAGAUUGGCGCUUGCAUGGAAAGCGCGUACGAUAAAAUCUCACUAAAAGAUGCUUCACGAAUGCUGAACUUAAGCUCUGAAAAGGAUACAAAGGCAUUUGCAGCAAAGAAGAACUGGAAUUUAUCUAAGGACGGUUAUUUCUAUUUUGGCACACCUAACGAAAAGAAAGCUGAAGAACCCAUACCUAGUGCUGAUUUAGCUACUCUCGCGAUAGACUAUGCGAGAGAACUCGAAAUGAUUGUUUAAAGUGAUUUAAGCUUUUUACAACAGCUGUCUUCACCUAACUCCAUGUAUUUUUAUUCUAUUGUAAGUUUGAGUAAAAAACUUUAUAUCCAUAGCA
Messenger RNA from Cephus cinctus (wheat stem sawfly), 1119 nucleotides. It is a transcript of the gene Rpn12, whose product is annotated as 26S proteasome non-ATPase regulatory subunit 8. The transcript has 3 exons. Gene Ontology annotation, cellular component: cytosol; proteasome regulatory particle, lid subcomplex; nucleus. NCBI's taxonomy places the organism in Eukaryota, Metazoa, Arthropoda, Insecta, Hymenoptera, Cephidae. The coding region runs from base 138 to 1025 and encodes 295 amino acids. Gene Ontology annotation, biological process: proteasome-mediated ubiquitin-dependent protein catabolic process. The record is from RefSeq and is a predicted model, not a curated record.